Molecule: messenger RNA, 422 nt
Organism: Durotheca rogersii
Lineage: Eukaryota; Fungi; Ascomycota; Sordariomycetes; Xylariales; Xylariaceae
Exons: 1
Coding region: 57-281 (74 amino acids)
Source: RefSeq, a predicted model, not a curated record
AGAACGUCGACGGAAGCGAAGGUGGCUUUGCUCUCUCGACGGAGUCGCGCGCCGCGAUGCGGGGCGCCCUCGAGCCCGGCUCCCAGCCCGACGACCUGAACCACGCCGUGAUCCAGAAAACCGCGGAGUCGCCCGGCCUACGGCAGCCAGCCAGGGGAGAGUCUCGCAAUAUCGAUAUGUACGCCUGGUUGGGGCAUGCCAUCACGACCGCAGCUACCGGGUCUGUGUACGGGCCGGUGAACCCGUGCGACGACGAGUCGGUCGCCGAUGUAUUCCGGUAGCCAGUGUCUUCGCUCGUGAGGCUUGAGCGGUUACCAUGACGCUCCCUGUCUAAGUAUCCUUGCCGUAGCGUAGGGAAUUUGGAGGCAGUCUCACGUCGACCUCGACUGGUUUCCUUCCUUAUCACAAUUCUUAGGGAGAGC